Messenger RNA from Fonticula alba, 3131 nucleotides. RefSeq lists its product as hypothetical. The transcript has 3 exons. Gene Ontology annotation, cellular component: nucleus; cytoplasm. NCBI's taxonomy places the organism in Eukaryota, Rotosphaerida, Fonticulaceae. The record is from RefSeq and is a predicted model, not a curated record. Bases 64 to 2991 code for a protein of 975 amino acids.
CCCCCCCCCCCCUUCUCCCCCCCCCCCCCCUGCUGGCCCGCCAGUUCUCACGACCCGAAAGUCAUGCCCCCUUUUGAGAAGAAGUCCUCCGGCUCCGGAGAGAUCCACUCGGUCUUCCGCAUCAAGCCCUACUUCUUCCUCCAUGUGCUGAACCAGAACACCAACGUGACGGAUGUCAUCUGCGGGCCGCGGACGUUCAUCUGCCAGGACCACGAGCGCGUGGUCCUGGAGCCGACGCCCAUGAUCAGCAUCGGCCCGGCCGAGUACUGCAUCGUGGAGAACCCGGUGGCGGUGGACCCGGCCACCGGGGCGAUUCGCCGUGACCCGGCCACCGGGCAGAUCCUGCUGCAGCUGAGCGAGACCGAGGUCCGCCUGGCGCAGCCGCCCUUCCCGCUGUACCCCGGCGAGAAGGCCGGCGAGCUGUGCAAGCUCAAGAGCAUCGACGCGCUGUCGUCCUUCCGGAUCCGCGCCACCCGGCAGUUUGACAUGGAGGUGACGGUCCCCUUCGGCCAGCCGAAGGCGCUGGCCGCGGCGCAGGCCUUCGACCCCGGCCUGACGCGCCUGCUGAAGGCCCUGCCGGCGGAGGAGCUGGCCGCCGCCAAGGCCGCCGGUGUCCCGCGCACCUUCACCAUCACUCGCCACAUCAGCGACGAGUGGAUGCAGGCCGGCCCGUCCACCUUCAUCCCCUCGCCCAAUUAUGUCAUGGCCAGUGUCGUGUCGGCGCACAUCCUCCGCAAGGAUUCGGCCAUCCGCCUGCUGGCCACGGCCAACUGCGUGUCGCAGCACGACGGCGCCGACCGUGUGGCCGGCGAGGAGUGGCACGUCCCCAUCCCCGGUCCCUAUGUGCCGGGUGUCUGUGAGCAGGUCAUCGGCGUGGACACGGCCCACAUCCUGUCCGAGGGCCAGGCCCUGCUGCUCAGUGCCAAGCACACGUUCGUCGAUGCCUAUGGCAAGCGCCGGCGCAACGCCGAGGAGUGGCUGAUCACCUACCAGGACGCCGAGUCGCACCUGCUGGACGUCCACGAGCAGCUGGUCAAGUAUGUGAACAUCACCACCCUCAGCUCGCGCCAGUACUGCGUCAUCCUGGACCCGGUCUGCCCGACGACCGGCAAGAACAUGCUCGGCCAGCGGAAGCUCCUGCGCGGCGAGCAGUCCUUCUUCCUCAAGCCCGGCGAGUCCCUGGAGAAGGGCAUCCAGUCGGUGUAUGUGCUGAGCUCCGACCAGGGCCUUGUCCUCCGGGCGCUGGAGGAGUUCACCGAUACCUCGGUCCGGCCGGGGGCCGCGGCCGGCGCCGGCCCGGUCACCUACAUGCCCGGCGACCGGUGGAUGAUCUUCGGGCCGUGCGAGUAUGUGCCGCCCACCUCGGUGGAGGUGGUCUGCCAGCGGGAGACCAUUCCCCUGAGCGAGAAUGAGGGCAUCUAUGUGCGGGACAACCGCACUGGCCAGGUCCGCCUGGUGCACAGCCAGUCGUACAUGCUGCGCGAGGAGGAGAUCUUCUUCAACAAGGAGCUCCCGGCCGAGAUCGAGGCCCUCAUCAGCAUGGACCCGGUGUCGGAGCGCUUCUCCUCCUCCAAUGCCAACUCCCUGACCCGGCAGGCUUCCUCCCGGCGGUCCAAGCAUGCGGCCGUCAAGUUCGGCAUCCCGCACAAUGCCGCGGUGCAGAUUUACGACUACCGCGCUCGUGUGGCUCGUGUGGAGAUCGGCCCGGAUCUGGUGAUGCUCCAGCCGGAUGAGAUGUUCACCCUGCUGAGCCUGUCCGGUGGCCGGCCCAAGCGCCCGAAUGCCAUCAAGUCCAUUUGCCUGCUGCUGGGCCCGGACUUCUGCACGGACAUCAUCACGGUCGAGACGUCGGACCAUGCGCGCCUGCAGCUGCAGCUGGCCUACAACUGGCACUUCCGGGUGCCGCCCACCCCGGGCCCGGGGGAGGACCGGACCGCCUUCAAUGAGGAGAUGCGCAAGCUGUUCUCCGUGCCGGACUUCAUCGGCGAGAUGUGCCAUGCCAUUGCCUCGCGCAUUCGUGGCACCGUGGCCUCGGUCCCCUUCGACGAGUUCCACCGGCACUCGGCGCGCAUCAUCCGAUCCAGUGUCUUCGGCGAGACGGCCAAUGCCACCGCCAUGGCGGCGGCGGCGGCGGCGGCCAGCCCGAGCACCGGCAUGGAGCCGACCAUGGUGCCGACCAUCGGCGGUACCACCGCCACCUGCCAGGAGUUCGUCCUCUUCUCCAACAACCUGGUGGUCACCAGUGUGGACAUCCAGUCGGUGGAGCCGGUGGACCAGCGCACUCGCGAUGCCCUGCAGAAGUCCGUGCAGCUGGCCAUCGAGAUCACCACCAGCAGCCAGGAGGCCACGGCCAAGCAUGAGGCCGAGCGCCUGGAGCAGGAGGCCCGCGGUCGACUGGACCGCCAGCGGAUCCUCGAUGAUGCCCAGGUGGAGAAGGCCCGGCAGGAGCUGCUGCAGCUGCAGUCCGAGUCGGCGGCCGUCGAGAGCCAGGGCUUUGCCGUGGCCGAGGCCACCGCUCGGGCCGAGGCCGCGGCCAUCGAGGCCCGCGCGGCCGUCGAGCAGGCCCGCCUCCGUGCCGAGGCCCAGGCCAUCGAGGCCCGUAGUGAGCUUGAUCGCCUGUCGGCUGCCCGCGCGGCCGAGAUUGACUUCCUGCAGAAGCAGCUGGAGCUGGAGGUGCAGAAGUCCCGCCUGCUGGCCGACAUCGAGGCUGCCAAGUUCUCCAACAUGGUCGGCAGCAUCGGCCAGGCCACCCUGGUGGAGAUGGCCCGUGCCGGGCCCGACGCCCAGGUCCGCCUGCUGCAGUCGCUCGGCAUCCGGAGCACCCUCAUCACCGACGGCAAGAGCCCGAUCAACCUCUUCCAGACGGCUCAGGGGCUCGUGGCCCCGCCGCCGUCGGCCGGCGGUCUGCUGGCCGACGUGACGGCCGGCGCGGUCCCCGUGUCUGGCGCUGGUCAGGCUGCCCCGAGUGUCGCUGCCCCUGCCAGCAAUUGAAAGCGCGAUGAGCCGGGCCCUUUUGAUACAUUUGGGCGGGGGCUGGCCGUCGUGUGGGGACAUGAUGCUCCCCUUCCUCCCAAAAUAAAUCCACUCGCACAUGGCAUGUCAGUCCAGCCUGCGCGCGUGCGCGCGCGCAC